AUUUCCACAGUAGCUUCCGAGAGUGCUUUUAGUACCGGAGGUCGUGUGUUGGAUUCUUUUAGGAGUUCUUUGACUCCUCAAAUUGUGGAAGCUCUCAUUUGCAGUGAAGAUUGGUUAGCAAGCUCAACAUUGCCAAUUGAAGAUGAGGAUUUGGAGGAGUUGGAAGAUCUUGACAAUGCAUUCAAAACUUUAGUGUGGGAUGUGAAUACUUCUGCCACAGCUGGACUUGGAAGUGCAGUAAAUGCAAUG
Messenger RNA from Linum tenue, 249 nucleotides. Lineage: Eukaryota; Viridiplantae; Streptophyta; Magnoliopsida; Malpighiales; Linaceae. The record is from the annotation of a GenBank genome assembly.